This is a messenger RNA of Archocentrus centrarchus (flier cichlid), 1678 nucleotides long. RefSeq names its product syntaxin 10 (gene stx10). The transcript is spliced from 9 exons. The record is from RefSeq and is a predicted model, not a curated record. Gene Ontology annotation, biological process: Golgi vesicle transport. Gene Ontology annotation, cellular component: membrane. Bases 47 to 784 code for a protein of 245 amino acids. NCBI's taxonomy places the organism in Eukaryota, Metazoa, Chordata, Actinopteri, Cichliformes, Cichlidae.
ACCGUUGACGUGCGCAUGCGCUAGGUGUGAAGAGGAAGGAAACACCAUGUCGAUAGAAGACCCGUUUUUCGUUGUGAAAGGGGAGGUGCAGAAGGCUCUCUCUCGAGCUCGGGGCCUGUUUGAUAGAUGGGAGGAGCUGCUGCAGGAUGGGACACAGGUGAGUCGAGAUGAGCUGGACUGGAGUGCCAAUGAACUGAGAAACUGUCUGAGGGCCAUCGACUGGGACCUGGAGGACCUCAGUGAAACCAUCAGCAUCGUGGAGUCAAAUCCAGGGAAGUUCAGACUGGGUGACAACGAACUUCAGGAGAGGAAAGAUUUUGUGGAGCGAACCAGGAAAUCUGUCCAGGAGAUGAAGGAUCAGUUGUCCAGCCCUUCCGCUGUGGCUCAGGCAGAGAAGAAGAACAGACAGGCUCUGCUGACUUCAACAGGCCAGGACAGGUCAACAGGACUGGAGGCUCAUCUGGUGUCUGCAAACUCAAGAUACAUCCAGGAGCAGCAGGAGCAACAGCAGUUGAUCAUGCAGGAGCAGGACGAGCAGCUGGAGUUGGUGUCGGGCAGUAUCAGAGUCCUCAAAGACAUGUCUGGACGGAUCGGAGACGAGCUCGAUGAGCAGGCUGUGAUGUUGGGGGACUUUGGAGACGAGAUGGACCAGACAUCAUCCCGCAUGGACUCGGUCCUGAAGAAGCUGGAGAAAGUGUCUCACAUGACCAGCAUUUGGUCAGUGUGGGCAGCGAGCAGUGCAGUUGCCAUUCAACAGAUUUGGCUGAGAGUCUCGAGACCCUGACCUCUGAGUGUUGCCUGUGUGCCAGUGGCAGACCUUGGUGAUAUUCUCUGUGGCUCCUGAAUUUAGCAAGGAAACAAAGCACUGUUGUACAUUACAUUCAUCCAUAUUUCGAGACCAAGGGAGCAUCUCUCAUUAAUUUCAACUCAUCUGUUCUAAGUAGUGUAUCAUACUAAACUCUGACAGAUACAGCUUGUGUCAAGGAGCGUGACAGCAGACAUUAAAAAAUAAAUAAAUAAAAAAUCACUGAAAGACUGAAGCAUGCAUUUUUCCUGUGUGGCCCUCAAUCAUGUGCCGGGUCCUUGAAUUGGCUUUCAGUCAUAAAACGUGGCCCAAUCAGAAGCAGAGCUCGUUGGAAAAAGAAAACAACCCUGACAAUAAACGGAGUUUCUUCCAAAUAAACAAACUGUUGUCUUUAAGAAGUACUUGGAAUGUGCUGUGUACAGUUUUACCAAACAGAUGCAUGUUGAACACUAUAAAUGAGCCGCACCCUGGUCACAUGACUAUAGCGUCACCACCAGCACUCCUGUGUUCAGUGAACUGUUUAGAGUGUACCCUGCCUCUCACCCAGUGGCAGCUGGGAUAAGCUCCAGCACAUGCUGUGGGCCUGAAUUGGAUCAUGAUGAUGGGUAAAGGUUGUAGACAAGGGUCCAGACAACUUAGACAUUUCAGAAGAGUGAAUGUAAUGUGAAAAAUAUGCAGCUCAUUGUAUGGGUUUAAAUUCAACUUCAAAGUUUAACAUUUGUAUCCCAGUAGAAUUACAAAAACGCCUCCAAAAUGACUGCGUCAUACAUAGAAGUUAAAUCCCCCCGCCUGUGCACACAGUUUCUCCUGUCUUCAAACAUGCAAACAAUUCUUUUUGUCAUGAUGGAAGUUUUUUUUUAACUAAAUAAUCUC